AAAAUAAGAGCCCCUAUCAAACGAAAAAGAGGACAUGGACGUCGCGGAGAAACCGUGGCUCCCUAGUCGCGCAUGGAAGUGGGUCCGCCUCAAGAGACCUUCGUUGGCCGCAAGCCUCCUAGCUGCCGCUUCAAUCGUCUUCCUCUCCCUCCUCCAGCGUAACUCCACUCCCGCAGGCGCCCCCUACUCUCCGCCGACGACCACCGUCGCCGCCUACAGUGCCAGCCUUCCGGCCAAUCGAAGCUGCGCUGGAUUCUACGACGCAGGGCCACCGAGGAAGGCAGUUUUCUCGAUAAAGGAAUUCGGCGGGAUCGGUGACGGCCGAACAUCUAAUACGGCGGCGUUCCGGCGGGCGGUGGAGAGGUGCAGGGAGUUUGGGGACAAGGGUGGGGCCCAGCUAAACGUGCCGCCUGGCAGAUGGCUCACGGGAAGCUUUAAUUUGUCAAGCAAUUUCACGCUUUUCUUGGAUGAUGGGGCCGUAAUCUUGGGAUCAGAGGAUCCUAAGGAGUGGCCACUGAUAGAGCCUUUGCCUUCAUAUGGGCGUGGAAGGGAGAGACCGGGUGGAAGACAUAUUAGCCUCAUCCAUGGCAAUGGCCUCCAUGAUGUUGUUUUAACAGGACAUAAUGGUAGUAUUGAUGGACAAGGGAAGAUAUGGUGGGAUUUAUGGUGGAACAGAACUUUAGAACACACAAGAGGCCACCUUGUUGAAUUAGUGAACUCGACAAACAUUCUAAUAUCAAAUCUUACAUUCCUUAAUGCUCCAUUUUGGACAAUCCACCCUGUGUAUUGCAGCAAUGCGGUGAUAAAGAACCUUACUGUUUUGGCUCCUCUUCACUCUCCCAAUACUGAUGGAAUUGAUCCAGAUUCAAGCACAAAUAUUUGCAUAGAAGACUGUUACAUUGAGAGUGGCGAUGAUUUAGUUGCUGUGAAGAGUGGUUGGGAUCAAUAUGGGGUUGCAGUUGCUCGUCCUAGCUCGAACAUCAUCAUUCAAAGGAUUUCUGGAACAACCCCAACUUGCUCAGGCGUAGGAAUAGGAAGUGAAAUGUCUGGGGGGAUAUCUAACAUUCUAGUUGAUGAUCUGCAUGUCUGGGACUCUGCGGCCGCGGUGAGAAUAAAAACCGACAGAGGUCGAGGAGGAUACAUCACAAAUGUUACCAUAACCAAUGUGAAGAUGGAGAGAGUCAAGGUUCCUAUAAGAUUUAGUCAGGGAUCAGAUGACCAUCCUGAUGAGGGUUGGGAUCGUAAUGCCCUUCCCCAAGUUAAUAUCAUUCAUGUCAGUAAUGUUACCAGCAUCGACGCAGAGAAAGCUCCCAUUCUUGAAGGCAUCGAAGGCGCUAAGUUUGAGGGGCUAUGUUUGAGAAAUAUUAACUUGGGUACCAUUCGCCAUGAAACAAAAUGGCGCUGUGAGCAUAUCGAUGGUGAAGCUUAUAAUGUGUUCCCACCGCCAUGCCCGCAGCUUAGAAGCAAUGCAACUUCAUCCAAAUGCUUGCACUAAAAUCUUAAAUUCAUUCUGUAUAUUCUAUUGUAUGUUCUCCUACUUCAAUAUAGAAAAAGUUAGUGUAGUAGUAGUAUUUAUCAUGUAUGCAAAAGCUAAAUUAGUCAGCAGAUUGGUGGUUGGCGUUCAUAUAUUUCAUAGGUUUAUACUGAAAAAUGAUACCAGAUUUUGAAUGAAACAUUGAUUCUUAUUUCAAAAUAUAUCACAAUUUAUUAUUACAGUGUAUUUAUUCCC
Messenger RNA from Dendrobium catenatum, 1729 nucleotides. Its product is annotated as probable polygalacturonase. Lineage: Eukaryota; Viridiplantae; Streptophyta; Magnoliopsida; Asparagales; Orchidaceae. Bases 35 to 1495 code for a protein of 486 amino acids. Gene Ontology annotation, biological process: carbohydrate metabolic process. The record is from RefSeq and is a predicted model, not a curated record. The transcript is spliced from 5 exons. Gene Ontology annotation, molecular function: polygalacturonase activity.